AUGUCUCUUUCUUUCUCCUUUCUCUUGACCUCCUCUGCAAGUCUUUUCCAUUGCCUCUCUGUCCUUACAGGGAUUCCAAACAUUCUUCGAGCGCGAGCCUCUAUAUCAUUGUCCCCGAUUUCUGACCUACUUUUUUUCAUUUUCAAGAGCUUCCAUAUCAACUCAUCAAGCUUCAUCGCAAUCUUUUCAAGGCCCGUAAAUGCAACUUCUAUGGAUAGGUCCAUUUCGGUGUUAGCAAUGGACUCCUGGCCCACAAAUGUAGCGACAGUCAUAUAUAUCCAGUAA
Molecule: messenger RNA, 285 nt
Organism: Encephalitozoon romaleae SJ-2008
Lineage: Eukaryota; Fungi; Microsporidia; Unikaryonidae
Product: ribonuclease Z
Exons: 1
Coding region: 1-285 (94 amino acids)
Source: RefSeq, a predicted model, not a curated record